AUGUCUGCUCCUCUCUCCAAGGAGCUCCGUGAGCAAUACAAGGUACGCUCUAUCCCUAUCGUUAAGGGUGACGAGGUCUUGGUUACCCGUGGUUCUUCUAAGGGCCGUGAGGGUAAGGUCUCUCAAGUUUACAGACUCAAAUACGCCGUUCAAAUUGAGAAGCUCACCAGAGAGAAGGCUAAUGCCGCUACUGUUCCCCUUAACAUCAACGCUUCCAAGGUUGUCAUCACCAAGCUCAACUUGAACAAGGACAGAAAGGCUAUCCUCAAGAGAAAGGGUGGUGUUGAUGUCGAGUAA
This is a messenger RNA of Sugiyamaella lignohabitans, 297 nucleotides long. It is a transcript of the gene RPL26B, whose product is annotated as ribosomal 60S subunit protein L26B. The transcript has a single exon. The coding region runs from base 1 to 297 and encodes 98 amino acids. The record is from RefSeq and is a predicted model, not a curated record. Gene Ontology annotation, molecular function: RNA binding; structural constituent of ribosome. Gene Ontology annotation, cellular component: cytosolic large ribosomal subunit. Gene Ontology annotation, biological process: cytoplasmic translation; ribosomal large subunit biogenesis. NCBI's taxonomy places the organism in Eukaryota, Fungi, Ascomycota, Dipodascomycetes, Dipodascales, Trichomonascaceae.